AUGAUGUAUUCCAGGGCUCUUGAACAAACAGCUCUCUCAUCAAUCAGAGAGCCAGCAUCGGCCAUUGCAAACAUGCUGCUCCAUUAUCUCACUCUUCUUCCUGUUGCGUUUGCUGGGAGCCACAAAGCCCCCUCAGCAACCACGCUCAACGGUACCUACAUCGGCCGUUACCUCCCCGAGUUUUCUCAGGAUCUGUUUCUCGGAAUCCCCUUCGCCAGAGCUCCCGUCCUUGGAAAUCCCACCCCUUGGGACGAGUCCUGGAGAGGUUCCCGCUCCGCCGAGUACAAUGGUGCCAUUUGCUAUUGCUAUGCGCCGCCGGCAGACAUGGAAAGGGCAAAUGUGACCGAGAAGUCGGACGAAUGCCUGAAUCUCAACGUCAUUCGACCAUCUGGCAUUGGCAAGAAGAAAAAGCUCCCUGUCGUUGUCUGGCUCUACGGCGGCGGGUUUGUUGACGGUUUCGGCGCCGAUAUCAACUCGAACAUGUCCUACAUCGUCCAAGCGAGCGUGGCCCAGCAGAUGCCCAUCAUUGCCGUCACACUGAACUAUCGUGUCGGCUUUCUUGGGUUCCCCGGCGGUGCUGAGGUAGCUAAGGAAGGCGUCACCAACUUGGGCUUCAAGGAUCAACGGAUAGCUCUGCAAUGGGUCCAUGAAAACAUUGCCGCUUUUGGCGGCGAUCCGGACAAGGUCACACUCUGGGGUCAAUCUGCUGGAAGUCACUCCAUCACUCAUCAGAUCUUGGCCUACGGAGACCAACGUGGCGAGAAGAGGCUUUUUCGGGGAGCCAUCAUGGUCAGCUCGUCAGUGGGCGUCGGAAACUCUCACCACCCAACACGCUAUGACGCUCUUGCCGGCUACAAGGGGAUUGUUCGGGCGACAAACUGUACUGGCGCCCAAGACACUCUGGCCUGUCUGCGGAGACUGUCUGGGGACCAGCUGUGGGAAGCAAGUAUGACAGUGGCCGACUUGGAAGUCUGGAAGCCGAUGGUAGACGGAGACUUUGUGUCCAUGCCUCCGACGCUCCAGCUUCUCUCGGGAAAGUUCCGUCGCGAUGUGUCUGUCUUGAUCGGAACCGGUAGUGAUGAAGGCCUGGGCCCCUCCAAAUCAUUACCUCAAGACCUGGACACGGACGAAGAUGUCCACGCGAUGCUUAGAUUGUUACUCCUUGACGCACGGAAUGAGACACUCGACCUCAUCAUGCGAGCGUACCCUGCGGAAGCCCAGGGCCCGCCCUACGCUUUGCCAAUGUCGGAGACAGAUCGUCUGUGCGAGGAAUUCAGGAUUGCUGGGGGCUUACGCUGUGGGAAGCAGUUCCGGAGAUUUGCUUCGAUGUUUGGUGACUUUUUCGUGAUCGCUGGUCGCCGGGCUGUCGCGCAGAAGUUUGCUGAGCUAGGCAUGACGGCAUAUUCGUACCGGUUCGAUACGUGGCCGACCUCCUUUCCGAUCACCAACUUUACAAACUUUAAGCCUGGGUUUGCUGGUCACUCCACAGACUACUCUUACUUUUUCCGUUUCCCAAGGGAACACGACCUCUACGGCAACAACCCGCCAAUUCCGAAGGGCUCUGAGGCGCAUCUUCAGCUGUCACAGGGCAUUGCUGCCAAGCUCAUUGCCUACAUCUACACUGGCAACCCCAACGCGGUCUCUGUCCCCGGCUUUCCUGUCUGGCCCAAGUACGACGUCAAGAAGCCGACUAAUAUGGUAUUCAACGCCACCGAGCAUCCCGACCGUCUCAACGUUCACAUCGAGCCUGAUACCUGGCGCAAGGAGGGCAUGGCAAUCUGGCCAAGUCACCCGAUCGAGCUGGACUACCGGAAGACUGUCCCUGACAAUCUUAGAGACCUGUAA
Messenger RNA from Podospora anserina S mat+, 1845 nucleotides. RefSeq lists its product as uncharacterized. The record is from RefSeq and is a predicted model, not a curated record. Lineage: Eukaryota; Fungi; Ascomycota; Sordariomycetes; Sordariales; Podosporaceae. Bases 1 to 1845 code for a protein of 614 amino acids. The transcript is spliced from 2 exons.